AUGGGGAAACGGGCAGCGAUAUUGGCUCUGUUUAUGGUGGCGAUCAUGUCGGUCGAAGUCCAGCGACCGUGGGCGGCGCCCGAAAUAAUCGAUAAAGCCAAAGAAACAGUAGAUGAUUCAUGGGCUGAAUGGGCUAAAGGCUUGUUCACCGAGGGAUAUAAGUCGGGGGAGAACGCAGCCAAUGUAGCAUCUCAAGGGGCGUCGGAUGUUUCGAAAAAGGCGGGUGAAAAGACAAAUGAAGCAAAGGAAGAAGCAUCUAACAUAGCAGCCAACGUAAAAGUGGCGGUUGGUCAAGCGGCUAACAAGGCUGUGGAAGGAGCUUCAAACGUUUAUAAACAAGCAACUGAUAAAACAGGUCGCAUAUUAAGUGAAAGUGCAGGAAAAGCUUCUGAAGCUUAUGGUUAUGUAUCUGAAAAAGGAAAUCAGGCAAAGAAAACUGCUUCUGAUACCGUAAACCUUGCUUCCAACAAGGGUGAGGAAGUUAAGGAUAAAUCUUUUGAAGCUAAAGAUGUUGCUGGAGAGAAAAUUGAAACUACUAAGGAAUCUAUUGCCGACCAGGCAAAGAAGACCGUUCAGACCGCCAAGGAGAAAGCAUCACAAACCGCUGGUGAUGUUGGCGAGAAGGUCAAGUCCAAAAUUACAGAGCUUUGA
This is a messenger RNA of Impatiens glandulifera, 651 nucleotides long. RefSeq lists its product as uncharacterized. The record is from RefSeq and is a predicted model, not a curated record. NCBI's taxonomy places the organism in Eukaryota, Viridiplantae, Streptophyta, Magnoliopsida, Ericales, Balsaminaceae. The transcript is spliced from 3 exons. Bases 1 to 651 code for a protein of 216 amino acids.